CCUACCUCGAGCUAGUCCGCAGACCGUGUCGGAGCCGAGCCCUGCUGAUCAGCAUGAUCACGGACGUGCAGCUCGCCAUCUUCGCCAACAUGCUGGGCGUGUCGCUCUUCCUGCUUGUCGUUCUCUAUCACUACGUGGCCGUCAACAAUCCCAAGAAGCAGGAAUGAAAGUGGCGCUUUCUCUGCCCCAGGGUUCCAGGACAUAGUCUGAGGCAAGAUGGAGGGUGUGAGGGGCCUUCACACUUCAC
This is a messenger RNA of Mesoplodon densirostris (Blainville's beaked whale), 247 nucleotides long. Its product is annotated as dolichyl-diphosphooligosaccharide--protein glycosyltransferase subunit 4. The record is from RefSeq and is a predicted model, not a curated record. NCBI's taxonomy places the organism in Eukaryota, Metazoa, Chordata, Mammalia, Artiodactyla, Ziphiidae. Gene Ontology annotation, cellular component: oligosaccharyltransferase complex. The transcript has a single exon. The coding region runs from base 54 to 167 and encodes 37 amino acids.